This is a messenger RNA of Ornithorhynchus anatinus (platypus), 927 nucleotides long. Its product is annotated as vomeronasal 1 receptor ornAnaV1R3226. Gene Ontology annotation, biological process: G protein-coupled receptor signaling pathway. The record is from RefSeq and is marked inferred. Gene Ontology annotation, molecular function: pheromone receptor activity. Lineage: Eukaryota; Metazoa; Chordata; Mammalia; Monotremata; Ornithorhynchidae. Gene Ontology annotation, cellular component: membrane.
AUGGAGGCCACGGCACUCUCCUUUGGGAUCCUGAUGCUGUUACAGCUCAGUGCUGGGGUCACCAUGAAUGCCUUCCUUCUCCUGUUUUAUAUCCGCAUGGUCUCUGCCAGCUCCAAGUUCGGGCCCUCCGAUUUGAUCCUUGGCCACCUGGCUUUGGCCAACACCAUGGUUCUUCUCACGUUUGGAAUCUCAGAGACCCUUUCAGCUUGGAGACUGAGGAAUUUCCUGAACAAUGGUGGAUGUAAAAUUCUCAUGUAUCUGUACCGAGUGGCCCGGGGCCUGGCUAUCUGCAGCACCUGCUUCCUGAGUGUGUUCCAGGCCAUUACUAUCAGUCCCGGGACCACUCGGUGGGCCUGGAUCAAGGCCAGGUUGCCCAGGUGCAUUGUCCCCUCCUGCCUCUUCUCCUGGGGCCUCAGUCUACUCAUAGAUUUUGAUGUCUUGCUGAACAUGACAGGUCCUCAGAACAGCAGCAGUGUUCAACUCGUGUUGGAUCUCAAAUAUUGUGCAAAAAUCAGUGCCAGUGCAGAAAUCACCCUUCUAAUUGCGGUUGUGCGUUCCCUCCGUGAUCUUUUCUUCAUGGGGCUCAUGAGCGCGGCCAGUGGCUACAUGGUGUUUGUCCUACACAGGCACCACCAGCAGGUCCGACACCUCCACGUGCCCGGACGCCCCCCCGGGGCGAUGCCUGAGGUCAGGGCAGCUAAAAGGGUUAUGGCCCUGGUCACCCUCUAUGUCCUCCUCUAUGGACAACAGACCAUCACGCUGAGCAUCUUACUAAACUUAAAAAAGAAACCCCCUCUGUUGGUGGACAGCCACAUGGUGUUGUCUUUCACCUUCUCAACUGUGAGUCCAUUCCUGAUCAUUCAUGGUGACUGGAGAAUGAGGACAUUUUGGAAACGGGACUCUCCUAUUUCUCACCUGAAUCCCUGA